CUUCCUCGUCACCCUUACAAACACCCAACACGCCUUUGCUAUCGUUCGUUUGCUCGUGUGGCCCUUAUGGGAGUGCACGCUUGCAUCCCUUCUUCUGCCUUGAAAGGGCAUUGCUCGCGCCCCCGCCGGCCUAUAGCUCUUCUUCGCUGACGCCUCCAACCCACGAUGAAGCGUGCCUCGAAGCCGGGCAUGGAGCCACGUCGAAAGUCCUCCACAUUGCACUAUCAGACCUUCCCGACCAAGCCUCCAGCCAACCGCGGGCGCCCCAUAUCUCAAUCUCCUCCCCAUAACAAUGGCGGCCAUAGCCAUGGAUCGGACUCCGAGGAAGGCCACCACGAGUCGCCCCUCCCCAAGAAACAGCUCGCGAUUCUGGCCGUGAUAGCGUUGGCAGAGCAGACAGCCCUCAAUUCAAUAAGCCCAUACCUGCCCGAGAUGGCCUCUACAUUCCCCGAAGUGGAAGACUCACAAGUGGGGCUAUACGUGGGGUUGAUCGCAUCGUCGUUCGCGCUGGCACAAUUUGCGACAAACUUCUUCUGGGGGUGGCUGUCGGACCGGAUAGGCCGGAAGCCAGUGAUAUUGACGGGCACACUGCUGACAGCAGCUUGCUUUGUCGCUUUCGGGUUUUGUAGGACGUUGUGGCAGGCUAUCAUCGUACAAUUGCUCAUGGGCUUGGUCAACGGCAAUGCGGGCGUUGUGUCGACGUGUCUGGGCGAAAUUACGGACCGCAGUAAUCAGUCAAAGGCCUUUACCUAUCUCCCAGUUGUGUACGGCAUUGGUGGCAUAACGGGACCCAUUGUGGGAGGCUUGAUGGUGUUGAAGACAAACCCAUUGAAAAAAGGCCAACCAAAUCCUUAUCCGUAUCUGUUGCCGAACCUUUUCUCGGCCGCCGUACUAGUGAUAGACUUGGUACUUUCCAUGUUUCUACUAGAAGAGAGUUUGGAGGAAGCUCGAGAACUACCACCACUAGGAAAACGGAUAGGAGAUUUGUUCUCUCGGCUAUGGCAGUUCACGAGCUCGACUCGACCCACAUACAUGCGCGGAAUGCUUGGAAAGGGAAGACGGGAUACUACCCGCCACCAGCAUCUCGAUGGAGUACAAGAGGAGGACGGCGAGGACUCUGAUCGAUCUACUUCAGCGCCCUUGCUGUUCCCCGAAAUACACGGCGAGAAUCUCGCGAGAAAGGAGGUGUUCAACCGCGACACGAUAUUGCUACUCCUCACUUAUUUCAUCUUUCAACUCGCAAACAUCUCUUAUAAUUCCCUGUACCCAAUAUUUGCGGCCGGUCGUCCUCCAACAGGCCGCGACCUCUCUCCCGAAGAGAUUGGCUUUUCUUUGGCAUUCGCUGGCUCUAUCACCAUUCUUUUCCAGAUCGGAAUCUACGGCAAACUGAGAGAAAAGAUUGGCAACAAGACGACCUAUCGGGUCAGCUUAGCUGCAUUCGUAGUAGCAUUUCUCCUGAUGCCAUGGGUGGGUUACAAGGACAGCAGCGGCCCGAAAGGCCUUGGUAGUUCAAAAGCCUGGCUGUGGGCUGAACUCGGCGCGGUUUUGAUCAUCAAAACUGUUGCUGCAGUUGGCGGACUCACUUCUGCGCUAUUAUUGAUUACGAAUUCAGCUCCCAAUCACAACGUCCUUGGCACCCUCAAUGGCCUCGCGCAGACUCUCUCUGCUGCCGGUAGAGCGGUUGGACCAUUCAUUUCCGGCAGCCUCUUCACAGCUGCAGUGCGCGUCCAGCCCAAAGGCGAAGCUCUCGCUUUUGGAAUCUUCGCUGGCGUAUCAUUCGUCGGGUUCUUACUCAGUUUUGGGAUCAGGGGCGAGGGUCUCGAAGCAGAAGGUUGGGACGAAGAAGAAGAGGGGAGCGAAGUCCACUCAGACGACGAAGAGGAAGAGGAAGACGAUGCCACAUCGUUUUAAAUGGAGGAGGAAGCCGGGCUUUUUGGCAGGAUUCGCCACUCUGUAGCCGACUGGUUUUAAAACCUUUGCGUGCUUUAUUCUGGGACAGCUUUUAUGAAUUUUCCAUGUUUCAGCGCUGGAGUUUAGAAAGACUACUGUUGGUCUACAUCUAUGUAUUAGGAUAUCCGCAAGGACGGGAUGGAGUUGGUAGGUGGCUCCUUGUAAGCGCCCUGUGCUAAUGUAAAAGUCAUACAUAUCAGAGAGGUGGGGGGAUGUAUAUGCAUGGAAUAUAUCGUGGACCGUAUCACCUACAUGGUAGAUACACAUACACUUGAAGAAGCGGUAUUGAUACGCUGCUAGCUUUGCAUAACCUUGGCAAGACGAGACUGCCUAGGUGGAAAAUCCAGCGGAUUCAUGCAACAACUCCCAUCUGAAUGCUAAGGUUGAAACGUACUGGUUAGUCGAAUCCUUAUCAAUGUGCAUAGAAAAGAACCGAU
Messenger RNA from Mytilinidion resinicola, 2387 nucleotides. RefSeq names its product MFS general substrate transporter. NCBI's taxonomy places the organism in Eukaryota, Fungi, Ascomycota, Dothideomycetes, Mytilinidiales, Mytilinidiaceae. Gene Ontology annotation, molecular function: transmembrane transporter activity. Gene Ontology annotation, biological process: transmembrane transport. Bases 166 to 1911 code for a protein of 581 amino acids. The record is from RefSeq and is a predicted model, not a curated record. The transcript has 2 exons.